This is a messenger RNA of Xyrichtys novacula (pearly razorfish), 4108 nucleotides long. The record is from the annotation of a GenBank genome assembly. Lineage: Eukaryota; Metazoa; Chordata; Actinopteri; Labriformes; Labridae.
AUGGAGUCUGGGGCGGCCAUCACAAAAUAUGGAGUGUUACCGUGGAUACAUUCGAUCCACCUGACUCUGCUGCUGAUCCAUCUGAGCUCACCUGGAGGUACAAGCAGCCUUGAGAACAAAAGCACAGUGUUUAUUUGAAAGAUUCCAGUUAUUCUGAAGUUUCAGUUGAAGAAUCUAAAACAGAUUCACAACAACAGACUGACCUGGUCUAUUGCUGCACAGGAAGACCAUCAUUUGACUUCCUGUUUGUUUAUUUCACCUUUAUUUUUAUCCCUAAGCAGAAUAAAGAGUGUUCAGAUAAAAGAGGAAUAAAAGUCCAAAUGUUCCUUCAGGUCCUCAGAUUUCCCUCCAACCUGCAGAGACAGAAUGAAGACGACAGAUCCUACAUUUCCCAUGAUGCAACUUCAGAGCGCAGCUGAAGAUAAUGUUCGUUCAAAUCUGAUCAGGAGGCCAGUUUGUCCUCACAUCAUCACAGCUCUUUUUGUCAUCCCAUCAUCAUCCUCGUCCACUGUUGCCUUAUAAUCCACCUGUAACCCCCAAUUUCCACCAUAUCCAGAACGGCUCAGAUCUGAAACGGCGGCGAUUUUUGCCUUCCGCCAAUUCCUACCAGAUCCAUUUGUGAGGCAAAUUUCGCCGGGGCUUACUGACAGCAGGAGUCGCCAGAACUCACAAGAACCCGCGGAUUCACGUGUCUCUAUAAAGACAGACACACAGACAUAUAAAAAGUAGAUUGUGUCCCUCCAGAGGAGGAAAUCUACUUCUAGACUUCUAGAAUCAGCAUCUCCUCAUCCAUGGUGUCAUCGGGGUGAAAUGACGUCUAAAAAUCUUUCACUUGUUCGUCUCCGCCCGUUUGCAUGGUGUGAAAUACGAUCCUCCUGAAACACGAAGAGUUUUAUUUUGAAAAGAAGCCGGAUGUUUUAUUUUGUGUGUCUGUGCCCGACUUCCUUUCCAGCACGGGUUAAUCUGUGCUGAACUUAUCUGGCAUGCUCCAGCGUCCAGAAAAAAAAGAACUCUUGCGAUCAGCUGUGAAGUCCAGCGAUCCACAGAGGAACGGAAAGAAUCCGGUGAAAAUUGACACGUUAACUUGAAUGGUUAUGAUCAGCUACGAUCGGAGGAUACGACCCAUUAGUAGACAUUCAGAAUGAGGUGGACAUCAGGGGUAAGGUUAUGACAUCAUCAAUAGGUUAUCUCCCCUCUCUUUCUGCAGUUGGAGCCACCUGUCGUAUCCUGAGGUGUAACUCAGACUUCGUUGCUGCCACGUUGGACCUUGGCAGCAGCAGCAGUGGGGGAGGAGCCAGGGGAGGAGCAGGUGAGGGACCAGGAGCAGGUGAGGGACCAGGAGCAGCGGCUCUCAGCAGGGAGGCGAUGAACACUGGUUACUGCAGCGCUCUGCGCUCCUAUGCCAUGUGCACCAGGCGGAUGGCAAGAGCAUGUCGGGGAGACCUAGCGUACCACUCUGCAGUCCAGGGCAUUGAAGACCUGCUGAUCCAGCACCGCUGCCCCAGGGCGGGGCCCACUGCCCAGCCCCGCCCCCUCCCUCAGGGCACGCUGUCAGAAGACACAUGUCUCUACGAGAGGAGCUUCUUUUCCAGAGAGGGGCAUCUGCCGGAGUACCUGCACUGCAGCGUGUUUGGCGACCCGCACGUCAGAACCUUCAACAACGAAUUCCAGACAUGUGCCGUCCAGGGGGCGUGGCCUCUUAUAGACAAUGAGUUCCUGUACAUACAGGCGACCAGCUCACCAAUGGGCGGGGGGACGCAAGCAACGGCCCUGACCAGGGUGAGUCACUGAAUCUCCAGUUGAUCCUGAACUGUUUAGACCUGAUCAUGAAACCACCAAUGAGUCUGGGAUCAGGUCCAGUCCUGUCAGAACCUUUUUGACAGAGCUGGUUUCAGGGCAAGUUCAGGACUUAGAGAGGAAAAGAGUUCAGAAUUGUUCAAAGUCCUUCGCCACGUGUGUGUGGUGCUGGAGGCAGGGCUUCUGUGGUCACAUUAAACCCCCCAACCCUACUGAGCCUUAACCCUUGGUUCCUGUUAAUUUUAAGAUCCAUCCAGCCUACUUUGUCCCCAAAACGGACAUGCAGAUAAGUGUUCAUAAAAUAAUAUUUUUUUAAAAUGUUUUUAACUUUUUUGACUCAAAUCUCUUAAACAACUUCAACCCUGACCAUUAAAAAAUAAUAAAUAAAAAAUUCGAUGUAUUACCCUUUUUUUAUGCCAUUUUUUUUCACCAUGUCAUAUUUAUUGAUAAAGUGUGCGUUCUAAUCAGCUGAGUCUAUUAGAGCGGAAAAACAUGCCAUUUUCUCCUCCUUUUCUGGAGCCUCGUCCUCUACCAAAUCAAAUGCGAUCGGAAUUAUUUGUUCGCAUUAAAUUAAUUUUAUAUAUAGGCAUAUAAAAUCAGAAGAUAUAUGUAAGAUAGGAAUCAUUUAUAAGUGGUUAUCCACCUCUAACCAAAAUAUGACCGUGAUUACGCUGAUUGUGCGCAUAUAAAGAAUAACUGCAUAUUUGAGAUGGGAUAUCUUCUCAUCUAAUGAUCUGAAGGACCUGUUCAUCCUCAUGCAUGUCCAUCCACUUGCUUGAAGUUGAAAUUGUCCAAUUGUCCCCCUCUCUUUGUCCCACACUGCAGAACUUGGACGUCGGAUUUUCGACUGUAAAAACUCCGCUCACGGCAUGUCCGGUUAUAAUCAUGGACACAGAUUCUCGCCUGUGCACACACGCAGGAGCACACAAACUUUCCUUACACACAUAUCCCACUCUUAGAUAUCCAUAUCUAGUGGCAUGUAAAGUUUCAUUUAUUUCUGUUGAUGUUUAGUGGAUGAAUCAGCGCUUCAAACACUCUCAGUCCAUGAAUGAAGACGUGUGCGCGGCAGAGAUGGGGUUAAAAUGAUGUGCUGGCUCAAUCUGUUGUAUCACUGGCGGAAAGUCAAAUUUAGAGCCCUGCUGAUCGACUGACUGCAAGAAAAGGUUGUAAUAUGUUGUUAUGCUGCUAUAAACACACGGUCAAAAAACGUGUUUUUAAUGGAAGUCUAUUGUCAGAUUUGUGGACAAAGGAGGGUGGGUGGAGCUAAAAUGUGGCCAAGGAGAACUACAGGUAACACAGAGUUUUUUUUUAAUAUGAAGAAAAAUAAGAACUCUCACCAAAUUUGAUGCCCCAAUCUUUAAAAAUGUGACUGUCAGCUCAAAAUAAGGAGGAAAAAAUUACAAAUGUCCUCAAAACGGACAGAGUAGAAACCGAGGGUUAAGGGAACAUGCCAAAAUCCGGUUCCUCAAUGCGCCACCCUAAACCGCUGCUGACCAGCAUAGACCCUGAAAACCUGUCCAAUGUUCAGACCUUCAUGUUUACUCGGUAACAUGGCGUCAUGACCUGGGUCUUUUACCAGGUCCUAGCUGAGUCAUGUGGGUUCAGGUGGACUUGGCAAGGGUUUUCUUUGUUUUUACUGAGGUCCGUUUCCUGUGUGGCGUCCUCUCUCUCUCCUCAGGUCACCAUCAUAUUUAAGAGCAUGCGUCAGUGCAUCGACCAGCAGCUCUACCAGGCCGAGCUGGACAACGUCCCCGCGGCAUUCGCUGAUGGCUCAGUGAGGAGCGGCGAGCGGCGGGGUCACCACAGCCUGACGGUACGGACUCAAAGUCCUGGUCGACACGUCGAGAUCAGAGCGGCUCACAUCGGGACGCUCCUGGUGGUGCAUCAGAGUGGGCGGUCCCUCACCCUGUCCAUCCGCUCUCCACGUGGCGUGGUAGAGGCCUUCGAUCCAGAGCAGGACCUGCAGCUGUGCGUGUUGGGCUGCCCCUCAUCACAGAGACUCAACACGCUCCGCCCACUGGCUUCAAAGUCCCCACCUCUCUCCACCCUCAGCGCUCAGGCUCACUGCGCCACCCUGCUUCCUGUCCAGGACGUUUACUUUCAUGCCUGUGUGUUCGACCUGAUCACCAGUGGGGACCUGAAUUCCAGCAUGGCAGUGGUCAAUGCGCUCCAGGACGCUCAGGACAUGAUCCCAGACUCACAGACCAUCCACCUCUUACCUGUAGACUCCGCCCUCCAGCAUCAAGUCCACCUGAGCCCCCUGUUACUGCUGAUACUGCUCAGCAUGCUGGGAAGUCUGAGUGUGACCUGA